GUCUUCCGUUUCCCCGGGAACCAACAGGAGUAGCCAACCGCCAAAAAAUAAUAAAAGAAGAAGAAGAAUCAACAGGAGUAGGUCGGAAACAGCAACGGGCAGGAGUUUGGGACACAAACAGAGUGAAUAAAGGAUGUUUUACAGCAACAGCAGCGGUUCCGAUCCACUCAACAUGUCUAAAAGCGACAUGCUGAGAGGUAUCAUCACCGAGAAGCUGAGCACAGCCGCCCGGGAGAUCUUAGCGGUGGUGGAGAGGACCGUAACCGACUACGAGAAGGAGGCUUCGGCCUUCAGGCAGGAGAUCGACCGCCAGAGGAGGCAGCUGGAGCUCCUGCAGCCUCAGGUCAAACUGCACAGAGAAGAUGUGGAAGCAGCUGAGAGGCACAGACUGAUGGGUAACCAUCCAGAUGAUGAUGAGGAUGAUGAUGAUGAUGAGGAAGAUCCAGUGGCAAUCUCCAAAUGGAUCCAAGAAGACCUGAAGGACCCAGAUUAUGAAACCUCAUCAAGGUCAGGUUAUUCCAAAGUUCAGACCGGAAGAAAAAGGUCCGGCGGAGCUCGGAUCAGUGACCCACGGGCCCAUCUAAUUCUCCGAAUCUGGUUACUAGAGGACACUGGGACCAAGGUUCUGCCUGAAAGUGUGUUUCGGAAAAGUCCCGACUCAAUCCUGAAGUGUGCUCGAGGUCUACAGGAGAUGGUCUUCCUGGACAUGCUGAGGUCCACUUUUCCUCAGCUGGCUGCAGGAGAACCUUUCGAUAUCUUCAUAGCUGAUAAGAGCAGGAGCCUUAAGCCUCUGGCAGUGAAGACUCCAGAGGAGAUCUGCAGGGCCGGAAACCAGAACCUCUACGUCUGUCUGAAGAAAAUGCAGACAAAUACGGAGGUUAGAGAGCCUCUGAUGGGUAAUUCUACACCUACCAACCUGGUGCUGAAGAACGAGGAAUCCUGGUUUCAUUCAAGCAGCUGGGUUGAAGGUGCCGACGGGUCCUUCAGCUCAACAUCCCAACAACAGGAGCAGGAAGCAGAUCAGAGCAACGCCGUCUCCUUGGAAACCCAGACCUUAUGGAGUGAGGUGGUGAAGACUGAGGUGAAGGAGGAAGAAUGUUCUGUUGUCACCCUCACAGUGGAUCCUGUUCUCACAGAGAACUAUGAAUCUGGACUCCCAAUAAUCUUCGUUGAAGAUGCUUCAGGUUCUGGAGGAGACCAUCAGUCCUUCAGCUCUAAAUCUGAUCCUGACGACCUGGAAACAGAUAAAGACGAUGACAGCGACUCCAGCACUGAUACAGAUGUGGCUUUAAAUGAAGAUGUCAGCUGUAAUCAGGGUGUGGAGCCGCAGAUAUACGGGAGGAACAACAGGCUGACCUGCAGAGUCUGUGGGAUGUGGUACCGGCAGCAUGGAAGUUUGAUCAGCCACGUCUGGAAACACGUCUACGAGCCUCACGGCGUCUGUGGGGCCUGUGGAGAGAAGUUUGUGUCUGUGGAAAGAUUGAAGGAACACCUCAGAAGUCACAAAAAAGGCUACAGCUGUUGGCAUUGUGGGAAGUACUUACUCUCCAGCACCACCCUCAACCGUCAUGUCGCUAAGCACUUAGCAGGAAGUCCAAUUACAUGCAAAGUUUGCAGAAAAACCUUCUCAACCAUGUCAGGCCUGAAUGGUCAUAGCUGGGUCCAUCUGCAAAAACGACCCGUCAGGUGUCAUCUUUGUUCAGAAUGGUUUGGUCGGAAGUCAGAUCUUCUAGCUCAUAGAAAGCUGCAUGCUAGAGGAGGUAAACACCACAGCAAGGCCUCGACGGGCUGCCAGGGCUACAGCUGCAAAGUCUGUGGGAAGACGUUUACACUCAAAGUCACGCUGAGGAAGCACGAGAAGACCCACACAGCAAGAGGCAGGCCAUCCGCCACCUUCCGAACCAAGCAGAACCGGAAGAAUCACACCCAGACUUACAGCUCCGACGGCUCAAUUGUUUGCAAGCUGUGCAACAUGAGCUUUGUGUCCCAGGAGACACUGAAGGUCCACAUGAUCGUUCACUCGGGCGGGAGUCUGUACAAGUGUUUCGAGUGCGGGCGCUGCUUCAGCCGAGCAGUCUACCUGAAAAACCACAUGAAGACGCAUUCAUGCAUCCAACGCUGUCUGUGCGCGAUCUGCGGCCAGGUGACUGACAGACCCGAGGCCCUGGAGGUCCACAUGAGGAUCCAUAACAGAGAAAACACUUUAGGCCAAAACCUUCACCCAGAUCCAAGGUGUGAAAACACACAGGAGAAACCAGAUGGAAACUGCUCGGAUCCAAGUCUGAUGUCUGAAGGACAAAAGUCUUAAAGAAGACGGGCUGCUGGAGGUGCACCGGUCUUGGCAGGAGGAAGCAGUGAGAGCGGGCGCUAAGAGAGCCGCUGCUGCAUCAGAGCAGUGUCCUGUACAGCAGCGGUGAAACGGAAGAUGAUUUCAUUGGUUUUUUUUGUUGUUAGAAACCGACACACAAAAACAUACUGGGUCCAUCACCAGAGGAGAGCACUGGAAGAAAUCCAGCUGGAAGGGGAGCGGCGGCGGGCGGGUACGCUGGUCUUUGCAAUGAGAGCGGGUCUAGGGCAGAUGCCCACCACGCUCAGUGCUCUGGGGGUGUUCGACUGCUGUCAGGCCCUAAAAUGGCUCGAACAUUUUCCUGUCUCCUUGGACCGAGUAGAACUGGACUCUUGGGAUUUUGAAUGGAGGUUUUUGUUAUUUGGUAUUUUUAGUUUCUUUGUAGCUUUUUGUUUGUGGGUUUUAGUUGAUUUUCUAACUGUUUGUAUUGUAAUAAACUUGUCCUCCUUGGUUGCCAGUUUUUCUUGCUUUACCCGAUUCCUGAAAGAACUUUAGCGCCUUAUGGGUCACAUAUUAGAGGUCCUCAGAACCUUCAGGAUUUGAAGACUGGAGGAAUGGGUCAGAAUCACAGCUGAUUAUUAAAGCUGUUUUCUGUGAUGUUCCACUUUAUUACGGUAAUCAUUUCUAGUUACAUUUUUUUGUGGGGAUUACUCAGAUUUGUUCUUUGAUUUCUCCCACUGUGAAUUAAAAUCUUUCAUAUAAAACUGA
This is a messenger RNA of Girardinichthys multiradiatus, 3055 nucleotides long. Its product is annotated as zinc finger protein-like. Gene Ontology annotation, biological process: regulation of transcription by RNA polymerase II. The transcript has 8 exons. Gene Ontology annotation, molecular function: DNA-binding transcription factor activity, RNA polymerase II-specific; RNA polymerase II cis-regulatory region sequence-specific DNA binding. The coding region runs from base 134 to 2308 and encodes 724 amino acids. NCBI's taxonomy places the organism in Eukaryota, Metazoa, Chordata, Actinopteri, Cyprinodontiformes, Goodeidae. The record is from RefSeq and is a predicted model, not a curated record.